Messenger RNA from Phymastichus coffea, 1136 nucleotides. It is a transcript of the gene Prosalpha5, whose product is annotated as proteasome subunit alpha type-5. The coding region runs from base 154 to 957 and encodes 267 amino acids. Gene Ontology annotation, cellular component: nucleus; proteasome core complex; proteasome core complex, alpha-subunit complex. Gene Ontology annotation, biological process: proteasome-mediated ubiquitin-dependent protein catabolic process. The transcript has 4 exons. The record is from RefSeq and is a predicted model, not a curated record. NCBI's taxonomy places the organism in Eukaryota, Metazoa, Arthropoda, Insecta, Hymenoptera, Eulophidae.
AAUAUCGGCAGAGAAUAUAGAAAGAACGACAUCGCUACAAAAACUAUAUGCAUGUUGUCAUAGCCGAGCCGUGAUUCUACGUUUGUAAAGAGACAGUAGUGGCUUGUUAUUUAUUUCUUCGAAGUAGCUGUUUUGUUACAAAGAUUAGUCAAGAUGUUCCUAACCCGCUCAGAAUACGAUCGUGGUGUGAAUACAUUUUCACCUGAAGGCAGAUUGUUCCAAGUUGAGUAUGCCAUUGAGGCAAUUAAACUUGGGUGGACUGCUAUUGGAAUCUGCACUUCUGAAGGUGUAGUUUUAGCAGUAGAGAAACGUACUACAUCUUUUCUGAUGGAGCCGACAAUGGUGGAAAAAAUUGUUGAAAUUGAUAAGCAUAUUGGUUGUGUGUCAUCUGGUCUGAUGGCAGAUUCAAGAACAAUGAUUGAUAGAGCAAGAGUAGAGUGUCAGAAUCAUUGGUUUACUUAUAAUGAGAAAAUGACUGUGGAAUCUGCAACUCAAGCUGUAUCAAACUUGGCCAUUCAGUUUGGAGACAGCGAUGAUGAUGGCAGCGCGAUGUCCAGACCAUUUGGGGUUGCUCUCUUGUUUGCUGGCAUUGAUGAGAAAGGACCUCAAUUAUUCCACAUGGAUCCUUCAGGAACUUUUGUACAGUAUGAUGCUAAGGCUAUUGGAUCUGGAAGUGAAGGUGCGCAACAGUCACUUCAAGAAGUUUAUCACAAGUCGAUGACACUGAAAGAAGCAACAAAGGCUGCAUUGAAAAUUCUAAAGCAAGUAAUGGAGGAGAAGCUCAAUGACACAAAUAUUGAAGUGAUGUCAAUGACUCCGGAGACAAAAUUCCACAUGUUUACAAAAGAAGAAUUACAGGAGGUGAUCGAAAGUCUACCAAGUUCUGAAGAUUCUUUAAGGUCUAGAUCAAACAUUUCGGGCUCAUCUAACAAGACAUUAGUAUCCGCCGAAAGUUGAACAGCUCCUAGUCUCCUUCAGCACCUUACGAACCAUAAGUUAUUUCAUUCAUGACUUAUAUUUUCAACUAUCAUUUUUUAUCAUUAUCAAAAAAUACAUACGUUUUAAUAAAUUCAAAAAUAGCCGUACAUGAAAAAGCGCGUUUCAAUUGAUAUUUAUACUUUUAAUAAACUAUACUC